CUGGUUUUCUUUUCAGUACUGUCACAGUAGAUUUGCACAGGUCUGGUGAGAUCUUCAAAAACAUUUCUGAAAACUCCACUAUCAUAUAUUUAUCUAUUACUACAGAAAGAUAAUUGCAGAAAUGAAAAUGCGGGCCAUAACAUUUGGCCUUCUUCUGUACUUCUUCUCGGAAGCUUCUGGUAGAUUUUACUUCCCAACACAACCCAAUACAACACCAUGGUGGAAUAAUGGGGGAGAUCAGACACAAAAUGGUGGCGACCAAACCCAAAAUGGUGGAGACCAAACCCGAAAUGGCGGAGAUCAAACACGAAAUGGCGGAGAUCAGACACGAAAUGGUGGAAAUCAGGUACAAAACAGAACAGUUGGAGAUGGCCUUCCACCGGAUGCCUGUGACAGUAACCGAUUUUCCAACAAGAUUUAUUACAAUGCUCAUCCGUCCGAUUGCACCAAAUAUGUAUCAUGUAGCCAGUUGAGCAGUGGUAAUUAUUUAGGUGUCGUCAUGUCCUGUGCCCGAGGCCGCUUUUGGAAUGAUAAAGCAUUCACAUGCGAUUACCCAUGGAACGUUAAAUGUGCUAACGAUAAAUGCAAAUCACUGGGAAAUCCUGCCGUCUAUCAAACAGAUUCUACAUCAUGUUUAAUGUGGGGAGUCUGCAGCUAUGGAAUAACAACUUCUAUUCAACCUUGUGCAGACCUGAAAGCUUCAGGAACUUAUCAUUCGAUGUUAGGAUCUUGCCUUGAUUCCCGAGAAUGUACACCCUAUGGUAUGACUACUCCAUCAUCGCAACGCUGCUUUCCCAUACCAAAAUGCCAAAUUUCUGAAACCCUUGAUUAUCAAAAUUGUCGGUGUUUGCCGAAAUGUGCUUAUCCACCAAACUGCGGUGCUGAUGAACGACUGAAUACUACAAGUUGCCGAUGCCAAAAAGCUUGUCCUUUUACUCAGCCAUGCAGUGGUUCGCAAACUCUUGAUUUGAUUUCAUGCCAAUGUGUUUCCAAAUGCCCAACAUUGUAUUGCCGUAAUGAUGAAAAGAUAAAUUAUGAUACCUGUCGUUGUGAGGCUCGUUGUCGAAACGUACAGUCUUGUGGUAUUUCUCAAAAGUUCAACGAUAUCACAUGCCAAUGUGAAGAAAAAUGCAGUUAUGCAGUUUCCUGCAGCGCAAAUGAAAGAGUUAAUUAUGAUACCUGUCGUUGUGAGCCUCGUUGUCGAAACGUACAGUCUUGUGGUAUUUCUCAAAAGUUCAACGAUAUCACAUGCCAAUGCGAAGAAAAAUGCGGUUAUGCAGUUUCCUGCAGAGCAAAUGAAAAAUUUAAUUAUGAUACCUGUCGCUGUGAGCCUCGUUGUCGAAACGUACAGUCUUGUGGUAUUUCUCAAAAGUUCAACGAUAUCACAUGCCAAUGCGAAGAAAAAUGCAGUUAUGCAGUUUCCUGCAGAGCAAAUGAAAAAGUUAAUUAUGAUACCUGUCGUUGUGAGCCUCGUUGUCGAAACGUACAGUCUUGUGGUAUUUCUCAAAAGUUCAACGAUAUCACAUGCCAAUGCGAAGAAAAAUGCAGUUAUGCAGUUUCCUGCAGAGCAAAUGAAAAAGUUAAUUAUGAUACCUGUCGUUGUGAGCCUCGUUGUCAAAAUGUACAGUCUUGUGGUAUUUCUCAAAAGUUCAACGAUAUCACAUGCCAAUGCGAAGAAAAAUGCAGUUAUGCAGUUUCCUGCAGAGCAAAUGAAAAAGUUAAUUAUGAUACCUGUCGUUGUGAGCCUCGUUGUCAAAAUGUACAGUCUUGUGGUAUUUCUCAAAAGUUCAACGAUAUCACAUGCCAAUGCGAAGAAAAAUGCAGUUAUGCAGUUUCCUGCAGAGCAAAUGAAAAAGUUAAUUAUGAUACCUGUCGCUGUGAGCCUCGUUGUCGAAACGUACAGUCUUGUGGUAUUUCUCAAAAGUUCAACGAUAUCACAUGCCAAUGCGAAGAAAAAUGCAGUUAUGCAGUUUCCUGCAGAGCAAAUGAAAAAGUUAAUUAUGAUACCUGUCGCUGUGAGCCUCGUUGUCGAAACGUACAGUCUUGUGGUAUUUCUCAAAAGUUCAACGAUAUCACAUGCCAAUGCGAAGAAAAAUGCGGUUAUGCAAUUUCCUGCAGAGCAAAUGAAAAAGUUAAUUAUGAUACCUGUCGCUGUGAGCCUCGAUGCCAAACUGUGAGAAUUUGUGACGUCAAUAAACAACGGUUCAAUGAUAUUACAUGUCAAUGUGAAAAUAAAUGUAAUUAUUUGCCAACCUGCCGAAAUGAUGAACGAAUAAACUACGAUACUUGUCGCUGUGAAAGUCGUUGUUCCGUGGUAAGCAACUGCAAUGCAAACCAAAGAUUUGAUUAUGUGCAAUGCCGAUGUAUCACUCAGUGCAUUACGCCACCAGUAUGUACAUCUGGUGAGCAGCUUGAUCUCAUUAACUGUAGAUGUGUUAAUGUCUUCUGUCCAAAUGCUCCAAUUUGUCAGAAUGGAGAACGUUUAGACAAUACAAGAUGCAUCUGUACAAGAACCGCUACAGAUUCACCAGUACGACCAACAGGAUUAGAUUGCAAACCAACUGUGAAUAUUAACUUUCGAAGUCUUAACCAGACCAAUUCGCGAUUCCUACACGUAAAAGGCGUUACAACUAGAUACAACACAGAAGCUGAAGAUAACUACACUGGAGUGUUCGAUGGUUAUUGCCAAAUACUUCUUACGAAAUUCAAUUUCGGAAAUACCAUUCCUCCAAUAGCCAUUUCACUUCGAUACCGCCUAGAAAAGAGCCAAUUGGGUAUAAAACCAUACGCUCUUAUAACCAACAGUAAUAACAUGCAGUCACCAUCCAUUUUAAUCGUAGCCACAUCAAGCUAUAUAGAAUUCGGAAUUCGAACACUACAACAAGGUUACAAAUCAAUCAAAAUUUUAGCUUCAGGUUCUGAUUGGGAAAAUGUUGGGUGGAUAUAUGAUGGUAAUCAACUUAUUGCCCAGGUUGGUGAUUAUGUUCAGAAGACACCAGUAUCAGGAACAAUUGAAGGAAAGUCAAAUAGUUUGGUAAUUGGUGCUGGUUAUGGAUAUGAAAAUUUCCGAGGAGAAAUAGAUUAUGUGAGAUUUUUCCAAUGCAACCCAGAUCCAUAGGAUGAAAUUCAGCUUUGAGUUUAAAGACAAAUAUAGACAAGCUUGAACGGAAUCUAACGACGAAAUUUUUUUACAGUUUUCUAUAAUAGGAAAAUAAUGUCUCAGAUUAACAACUUUCUUAUCCAAUGAAGUUGGUGCUAAAUGGUUCAAUAUCGGUGAUAAAAGUAUGUUUCUUUUUGUUUCAAUAAAACAUUUAAAUUCCGAAAAAAAUUUUACGCUUUCGCGAACCCUCCCCACCACAAAUGUAUAUAUAUAUAUAUAUAUAUAAUAUAUAUAUAUAUAUAUAUAUAUAUUCAACUAAAUCCUUUUUUGUAUAUUUUAUAAUAAAGUGUCUCCAAUAUCACUUCAAA
Octopus sinensis (East Asian common octopus) is the source of this 3468-nucleotide messenger RNA. Its product is annotated as balbiani ring protein 3-like. The record is from RefSeq and is a predicted model, not a curated record. NCBI's taxonomy places the organism in Eukaryota, Metazoa, Mollusca, Cephalopoda, Octopoda, Octopodidae. Gene Ontology annotation, cellular component: extracellular region. The coding region runs from base 122 to 3118 and encodes 998 amino acids. The transcript is spliced from 10 exons. Gene Ontology annotation, molecular function: chitin binding.